GUGGUGGUGGAGGCCCGAAGUCCGGGGUUCCAGAGGGGCCCCCAGCCGCUUGUGGGACCCCAGAAUGAAUGAACCAAAUUUUAUUAUGGAUAAAGACUUUAAGACUGAGUCAACUUCCUAUUCCCUUCAAAGUUCUUCAGAACCAUUGUUUUCUAUCCAGAUAUUAGAAUUCAAAACAAAUUUGUUAGAGGCAUUAGAAGAAUUACGCAUGAGAAGGGAAGCAGAAAUUCAGUAUGAAGAGCAGAUUAGGAAGAUAAUUGUAGAAAAGCAAGAACUUCAGUGGCAAAAGGAAAAUCUUCAACAUCAGAAAGAAACAUUAACAAAGCAGCAUAAAGAAGCUAUGACACUUUUUAAAAAGCAGUUGCAAACAAGGAUGUGUGCUAUGGAAGAAGAAAAGGGACAAUAUCAACUUGCUUCAGAAAUAAAAGAAAAAGAAAUAGAAGGACUGAAGGAAACAUUGAAAGGAUUACAGGUUUCAAAAUAUUCUUUACAGAAGAAAGUAAAUGAAAUGGAACAAAAGCUCCAGUUACACCUCUUGGCUAAAGAAGAUCAUCAUAAGCAACUGAAUGAAGUAGAGAAAUAUUAUGCUACAAUCACAUGUCAAUUUGGAAUGGUAAAAGAAAGUCAUGAAAAGUUAGAACAGAAUGUACAUGAAGCAAUACAAUUAAACAAGAGACUGUCAGCAGCAAAUGAAAAACUAGACUCUGAAGUAUGUAGUUUAAAACAGGAACUAAAAAAAGUAACUACAGAUCUGAUAAAGUCCAAGAUCACAUGUCAGUACAGGGCAGAAGGAGAAGAUAUCAAUCUUACAAUAAAGGAACAGCAAUUUCAAGAAUUACAAGAAAAACUCCGAAUGGAAAUUGAAGUAAGAAAGAAGGUUAGUGAAAAGGUAACCUUCAUGCAAGAAGAAAAACAGGGAAUCAUCAGUUCUUUUGAACAUAUUCAACAGUUACUUCAGCGACAGACUCAAAAUAAUAUCAGAAUGGAGGCAGAGUUAAAAGCACUGCAAGACAAUAAUCAGACCCUUGAAAGAGAUAAUGAGCUGCAAAGGAAGAAGGUAAAAGAAAAUGAAGAAAAGUUCCUUAAUCUUCAAAAUAAGCAUGAGAAAGCACGAGGAACUUGGGAAAAACAUGAGAAAAAACUCAUUGAAGAAAUAGAUGAGAUUAAAAAUGAGUUGAUGUCAGUUAAAGAAGCUCAUCUUAAAUUACAAGAAAGCUAUAAUGAAUUAUCUUCUCAGAAGAAUGUAUUUUUUGAGCAAGAUAAUAAGCUUCAGAAUGGUAAAGAAUGGAAUCCUCAGCAAGAAAUAACUGCAAUAAAUACCAUGAAUUUUUGUUCAAACAUUGAAUAUACACUAAUAGGAAAAAAUAACCAAGACCAAGAGAGAAAUUCAGAAGAAUUACAGUUUUUGGAAAACAAUGAGAAAAAAAUUCAUCUUACUAAAGAAAGAAAAACUGAAGAACUCUCUGAAGAAAAACUAGUUAAAAGCUCCCAAAGCAAAGCUUUCAGUCCAGAUAAAGAUUUACUGUGUCAAGGGCAGACCUGGCGAGCAGGCACUGCUGACUUGAGAAAUGCAGAAGCCACACAAACAAAAGACAAAAUGUGCUUAGAAAGAGGUUUUGGUUGUGUGGAAUUUCAGACACUGAAUGAUCCUUACUCGAUAGAAAUAUCAGUGGAAACAGGGAGGAGUCUUCAAGACAGAACUCAAGAGUUCAAUCUCCACAGUGCAAAUGUGGCUUCAGAAACUGGUCAUAGCAAGCCUGUCCAGGAAAAACUUCCAGAUACCAAUCAUGACAUGAGUAAUGUACAGUGUGGUAAAGAUGUUUCUGGGAUUGAAACAUCCAAACAAGUAUCCAGAAUGAGUCUUGGCACUGAAGAAAACUCUGUAAAUGAAGAAAUUCCAAAUAAUGGCCUCAAAGAAGCUGAAUUGAAUCCGUCCCUAAUUGCCAAAGAUAAUUCUAUUGCGUGUCUGAUGGACAGCUCAAGGAAUUCCAGUUAUUGUGUCUCAGAUUAUAAAGAGUAUAAAUCAAAUGAAACACAUCUAUUGUAUAAAAGAGACUGUGAUGGUCCACAACAUAAGCAAACUUGUUCUUAUGCUCAAGAGACAUGUGAUACAUUGGGGGAAAUGGACCUAAGUAGUACCUGUGGUACAACAAUUAAUAACCCAAAUUCACUUGCUGCCUUAAAUGAUAAUAGGAAAGUGUAUUGUGAAAGCCCCAAAAAAUCCUUUAAUAUGAUGCCUGUCUCAGGAAAAGCCACCCCAAGUCUGAGGGAAAUAGUUUGUUGGAAAAACUUGAAUGAAAUACAGAGCCAUCAACCCAAACAGGAUGAUCCUAAGCAGGUAGAAGGUGAUGAAAAUGUGACCAUUUGUCGUUUUCAAGUUAACUCUCACAAUAUAGAUGUUUCACAGGCCAAAGAUGUGGAAAGUACUGUUCAAAAGGUUACUACCAGGAAAACCACCACAGGCACCGUAAGUCUUUCCAGCAAAGAGAGUCAAGUGAAUGAUACUCAGAUGAGUGAAGCUAAGGACAAAUCCAUAGCAAAAAACGACCUCUUCCUUGUUAGUCAUGUUAAGGCACAGCAGCAGACACUGUUAAACAGUACAAGAGAGAAAACAGACUCAUUAAGUAACACAGAUUCAGAAAGAAAAUAUAGUGAAGGACAGCUGGAAGAAUCAUGCUCGUUUCACAUAAAGCCAUCUGGAGAUUUAGUAAACAGAAGUGGAAGGUCAGCCUUUGAUCUUUCAACUUCAGAUAAAGAAACUGAGAAAACUCCAGUAUACUUAAAUUUUUUAGACCCUUGUCCUUGGCCAAAAGUAAAUCAAGUUGAAAGUCAAACAAUGAACACUUUGGCUUCCAAGGUGCCUUUGUUGCUAAAAGAGAAACUGGUGGAUUCAUCAGAAAAUAAAAAGAUUCCUUCAAAGACACUUUGUCAAAAUCUUGGCCUGGAUGCUGUCAUGAGGGAAAUAAGAAUGGAUACUACCAGCAUUAACAGAGAGGCUGACACUUGGACUAAUUCAAGUAUCCAGCCAAGUCCCAAGAGAGAUCCCAGGGAAGAGUGGAAUGCGAUUGCAAAGACUUUUUAUGAUUCUCCUUUUCCCACAGAACAUGACAAACCACAACUCUUGAAUGCUGGCCUGCCACCGCAAACUGAUUUUACUGACUGUUCCCUUGGUGAGGAAGAGGAUGACUGGCAAUUCCAAGACAUUUUAAUAAAAAACCAAAUUAGUGAAAUAGAAAAGUAUCGAAAUUUGGAAAAGCCUGAAGAACCCAGAAAAAGAAAAUCUGAAGAGAUGUUAGAACAAGUAGUUGAAGAAUAGUUAAUGGAUGUUCUUUACAAUGUAACUAGACUGCUGUAUUUUGACCUAAGUAGGAUAUAAUUAAUAUUCACUUUAUCCAAUUCGAAAAACAUCCUCACUUUGCGACUUCUGCUGAUACGAAGAAGCCGCUUUACUCCAGUCAAGCAUCUAACACUUCCUUACAACGAGCAACCUUCCUUUUUGGCAACCUUUCGUUCAAAGAUUAAAUUGACUGUUUAGAAAUUUUGAUUC
Messenger RNA from Phascolarctos cinereus (koala), 3547 nucleotides. The record is from RefSeq and is a predicted model, not a curated record. Lineage: Eukaryota; Metazoa; Chordata; Mammalia; Diprotodontia; Phascolarctidae.